CGUCUCUCGACCGAGGGCUGGCAGAGAGACGAGAGGAGGGAGGGGCCGGAGCCACACCGAAACAUGCAAGGGGAAGCAGCUCAAAGUCAGGCUGCACAUUAAAUGUCUCGAUAACUGCCAGCAAAAAACAAAAAGGAAGGAACCAGCCUGCCUGCAAGGGUUUGGGAUCUGCCUUGGCUGCGAGGAGGACAUCGGCCCGCACGGCGCGCCAAGCUUCUACACUUUGAGACAACUAUACACUCGAGGCCGUUGACGCAUUUGAAGCAAGUACCAAGCAGCAGCCCGGUCUCGUCGAUAAUCAGGAGCUUCUUGAUGGCCACUGAUGUUAAAUUCUGAUUCAUGUCUGAGCGCUGAAGCCGUAACCACCUUGAUAUCAGCUUUAACUUCAGUCGCGUCGACGCAGUAGGACACGGCCCGACGCCUCGCUGCAGUUCCCCCGCGGGCGGAGAUCCGGCGGAGAGCGACGGUCGACCCAUCGCGGCCGAGGUUCGGGAUGGUGGAGGAGCCCAUUUACGCCACGGGCAUGGCCGCCAGGCUGCGGAGCCAGUGGGAUCGCGACGAGGGCCUGGGGCAGAACCACAACGCCGUGAAGUUCCUGGGGCAGGAUUAUGAGUCUCUGAGGGCCAAGCACCAGGGCAGCGGGCGGCUGUUUGAGGACAGCAUGUUCGCGUGUGCCGCGUCCUCCCUGGGAUUCAAUGAGCUCGGGCCGAGAUCCUCCAAGACCUCCGGAGUCCGCUGGCUGAGACCCACGGAAUUCUGCAAGCGUCCCGAGUUCAUCGUCGACGGAGCCACUCGCACGGACAUCUGCCAGGGAGCUCUGGGGGACUGCUGGCUGCUGGCGGCCAUCGGCUCGCUGACCCUAAACACCGAGCUCCUCCACAGGGUGGUCCCUCACGGUCAGAGCUUCCAGCAGGGAUACGCCGGCAUCUUUCACUUCCAGUUCUGGCAGUUCGGCGAGUGGCUGGAGGUGGUGAUCGACGACCGGCUGCCGGUGAAGGACGGGAAGCUGCUGUUUGUCCACUCGGCGGAGGGCACCGAGUUCUGGAGCGCGCUGCUGGAAAAGGCCUACGCCAAACUAAACGGCUGCUACGAAGCGCUGUCGGGCGGCAGCACGUGCGAGGGCUUCGAGGACUUCACCGGCGGCGUGACGGAGAUGUUCGAGCUGCGGAAAGCCCCCUCCGACCUCCACAGCAUCAUCAAGCGGGCCAUAGACCGGGGGUCGCUGCUGGGCUGCUCCAUUGACAUCACCAGCACCCGAGACAUGGAGGCCGUCACGUUCAAGAAGCUGGUGAAAGGACACGCCUACUCCGUGACCGCCGUGGACGAGGUGGUGUACAGAGGAAACAUGACCAAGCUGGUGCGCAUCAGGAACCCCUGGGGGGAGGUGGAGUGGACGGGCGCGUGGAGCGACGACUCCAGAGAGUGGGACAGUGUGGAUCGCUCCGUCAGGGCCCGGCUACAGAACCGCAGCGAGGACGGGGAAUUCUGGAUGUCGUUCAGCGACUUCCUGCGCGAGUUCACCCGCCUGGAGAUCUGCAACCUGACGGCCGACGCGCUGGAGAACAGCCAGCUGAAGAAGUGGAGCUCCUCGCUCUACCAGGGCGAGUGGAGGAGGGGCAGCACCGCCGGCGGCUGCCGCAACUUCCCAGCGACCUUCUGGCUCAACCCGCAGUUCAAGAUCGCGCUGCAGCACCCGGACGCGCCCGGCCAAUCGGAGUGCAGCUUCCUGGUCGCCCUCAUGCAGAAGGACCGCAGGAAGAAGCGGCAGGAGGGCAAGGACAUGGAGACCAUCGGGUUCGCCCUCUACGAGGUUCCGAAGGAGUUUGUGGGCAGGUCCGGCGUCCACCUGAAGAAGGAGUUCUUCCUCACGCACGCCUCCAGCGCCCGCUCGGAGCUCUUCAUCAACCUGAGGGAGGUCAGCUCGCGGCUGCGGCUGCCGGCGGGCGAGUACAUCAUCGUGCCCUCCACCUUCGAGGCGCACAAGGAGGGCGACUUCGUCCUCAGGGUGUUCUCCGAGAAGCCGGCCGACUCCGAGGAGCUUGAUGACGAGGUCGAGGCGAAGCUUCCGACUGAGACUCAGCUGGACGAGAGCCAGAUCGACGCGGGCUUCAAGAAUCUCUUCAGGCAGCUGGCGGGGCCGGACAUGGAGAUCAGUGUCACGGAGCUGCAGACAAUUCUGAACAGGAUCAUCAGCAAACACAAAGACCUGAAGACGGACGGCUUCACGAAGGAGGCCUGCCGCAGCAUGAUAAACCUCAUGGACACGGACGGCAGUGGAAAGCUGGGCCUGAGCGAGUUCCAUGUCCUCUGGGAAAAGAUUAAGCGAUACCUGACCGUAUUCCGGCAGUUUGACUUGGACAAAUCGGGCACCAUGAGCUCCUACGAGAUGAGGAUGGCCCUUGAAUCCGCAGGUUUCAAGCUGACCAACCACCUGUUCCAGCUGAUCAUCCUGCGCUACACGGAGGACGACAUGGCCAUCGACUUUGACAACUUUGUCACCUGCCUGGUCCGACUGGAGACCAUGUUCCAAACCUUCAAGACUCUGGACACGGACGCCGACGGUCAAAUAUCCCUCACCUUCUUCCAGUGGAUCACCCUGACCAUGUUUGCCUAGACACGAGCGGACUCCUCUGCAACUCUUGCAUCUGCAUCCGGCGGCAGCUCCCGGCCAAGUAUCUGUGGUUUUUUCGGAAGUGCCUCUUUUCCUCCGCUAAAUAGCUGCGUCCUAAUUCGGGGGGGCCGCCUCCUUCUGGGGCUACAUUCGAAGACCGAUCGACAAAUGCGUCCUUCCAUUCCCCAGCAAUGAAGCGUCCCACCAGCCGCGGGAUCUUUUCCCAGCCCAACCUAUCCCAGGAUGGGAAAUUCCUCCAAAGACCCAGGGGCGUAGUGCCAAAUUCUGGGGCCUAUGCAGCCCCCCCCCCCCCCCCCCCCCCGCAGCUAUGAUGCUGAUUCAUUCAUGGCGCUGUGUCUGUGUUCUAAUUGUAACUAGCCCCCCCCCCCCCAGUGCUACGCCCCUGCAUCGACCAGACCGUUUUUGGUCAUAGCGGCCCCUGAAACUUGUUUUUACAUCUUGUGCCAAAAGUUGCUCUCUGACGCUGCACCGCUCUUUAUAUACCCAAUCCUAUUUAGCCUUGGAACAUACCCGCUUAUCAUUAUGCAUGGCACUUUCUAAGAAAAAAACGAACUUUUUAUAUUAUGGCUGUAGCUUACGGUAGUGGUUUAGAACGGGGGACGUGUGCGUCAGCGUCGUCUUAUCUCGCCUUCUCAGAAGGGCACAAGGAAAACGCCGGCGGUACUUUUGGUGAAGGCAAAUAAUUAUGCAAAAUGACGUGGAUGGAUAUUAUGUCGUGUGCAUGCAGUGUUCAACCGGGGGAGCAAGUGUUUGAUUUCAAAAGCUGUAACAACAAUGUCACUUUUUUGGCAAUGAAAAGGCUUGAAAAUGUGAACAUGUCACGUGUCAUAAUUUGAACCGGGGGAAAAAGCGUCAAACCUGCACGUGUUUCCAUAAAACGCCAUAAGUGUAUAUCUUCUGCCAAUUGUCUUACCGGCGUGUAACUUUUUAACUUUUUAAAACGGAAGAGUUGCAUUUUUCUUUUGAAAUGUUUUUCAUUUCAUCAAAUCCCAGCAGCCGCCCUGCCCCCCCGCCCCCCUCCCCCACCCCCCUGGUUUCUGCCAUGUCAUGCUUAUGCAACAUUACUUCAUGUUUACAAUGGUUACAUUCAAGGUCCCUUUGGACCCAUUCACCAUGCAAUACGUUGGUUUUCUGUGUUGCCCUGUCUGUAAAUCUUCAACCCGCACUUUGGAAAAAAAUAAAGAUGGGGAGACUUUCA
Scophthalmus maximus (turbot) is the source of this 3830-nucleotide messenger RNA. RefSeq names its product calpain 1 (gene capn1). Gene Ontology annotation, cellular component: cytoplasm. The record is from RefSeq and is a predicted model, not a curated record. Lineage: Eukaryota; Metazoa; Chordata; Actinopteri; Pleuronectiformes; Scophthalmidae. Gene Ontology annotation, molecular function: calcium ion binding; calcium-dependent cysteine-type endopeptidase activity. Gene Ontology annotation, biological process: proteolysis. Bases 494 to 2614 code for a protein of 706 amino acids. The transcript is spliced from 22 exons.